AUUGCCACUGCCAUAAUUGCAAAAUUUAUCAAAUUAUUGGAAUAAAAAUUGAAUCAAGAGUCAUUUUUCUUCCAUUCUAGCUAUGGCCUUGGGUGGUUCGUCAGGAGGAGCCACAAUAAUGGAUCUUCAUUCAGGUGCUUUGUCCUUUAAUGACAAAUUCAUUAAUGUAUACAGUCAACAUCAAGAUAUCAAAAUAUUAACUCCAUCGGAUGCAGCUAUUUAUAAUUUUGUUAAAAAAAAGAUUCAGGAGGCAAUUGCCGAGGCUUUCGAAAUAGAGUCCACCAGCUUUCAUCUUACACAUCCAACAUUUUUCUCUAGACUAACAAAUGUUGAGCCAACAACUGUACAUGAUGAGUAUUGGCAUCAGCAUGUCGAUAAGAUCACUUAUGAGUCGUUCCACUACACUUCAUUACUUUACUUGAAUGACUACGCGAAAGACUUUCAAGGUGGCCGAUUUGUAUUCACAGAUGACAUAUCGAAACCUACUAAAAAUACCACAGUUGAACCAAGAAAGGGAAGAGUAUUGAUGUUCACUUCUGGGUCAGAAAAUCCCCAUUAUGUAGAAAGGGUAACCAAAGGAUCCAGAUUUGCAAUUACUGUAUCAUUCACUUGUGAUAGUUCCAAAGCAAUUAAGGACCCCGAACCAAAGUGACAUUACCUUAUAUAAUUCAGUGGAAAUAUGAAGUCAAAUGAUAACAUUCCAAUCCAAUUUUUUUCUUGUCCAUCGUCAUUAUCAAAUCAUCUUUUUGUAUGUUUUUAACUUGUAAUUAUUAUCCAUUGAUAUUCUCAUAUGCCUUAUAUAUGUUCAAUAUUCAUAUCUAUAGUUAAUUAUAGCAUAAAUAUAUAAUAUGAUGUAGUAGGCCAAAUUGAAGGAUGAGGAUGUGAAUAAAUUAUUGAUUUUGAAAACGA
Molecule: messenger RNA, 909 nt
Organism: Phaedon cochleariae (mustard beetle)
Lineage: Eukaryota; Metazoa; Arthropoda; Insecta; Coleoptera; Chrysomelidae
Source: the annotation of a GenBank genome assembly